This is a messenger RNA of Nothobranchius furzeri (turquoise killifish), 991 nucleotides long. It is a transcript of the gene pmvk, whose product is annotated as phosphomevalonate kinase. Gene Ontology annotation, cellular component: cytoplasm. Gene Ontology annotation, biological process: cholesterol biosynthetic process; isopentenyl diphosphate biosynthetic process, mevalonate pathway. Lineage: Eukaryota; Metazoa; Chordata; Actinopteri; Cyprinodontiformes; Nothobranchiidae. The record is from RefSeq and is a predicted model, not a curated record. Gene Ontology annotation, molecular function: phosphomevalonate kinase activity.
CUGAGAGUUACGGUACUAGUUCCGGUGUGUGUGUCCAACACUGGUGGUGUCCACGGGUCUGACCGGCUGGACCGUUAGCUGCACCGGGCCGGUUUAGAUGACAGAUGGAGGACCGAGAAUCCGAACCCGAGCUGGUUUUAGUCUUCAGCGGGAAGCGGAAGUCUGGGAAGGAUUACGUAACCCAACUGAUCCAGGAUCGUUUGGGUUCUGAAGUGUGCUGCAUCCUGCGUUUGUCUGGACCUCUCAAACAGCAGUAUGCUCAGGAACACGGCCUGGACCUAAACCUUCUGCUGGGUCCCGGUCCAUACAAGGAGCGGUACCGGGCUGACAUGAUCCACUGGGGCGAGAGCUGUCGGAACAAGGACCCCGGCUUUUUCUGUCACCUGGCAACCAGAGGAGCUCGGGAACCUGUGUGGGUGGUGAGCGAUGCAAGGCGGCUUUCGGACCUGCGCUGGUUCCAGUCGAAGUUUCCUCAUCAGACCAAAAGUAUCAGAGUUCAGUGUUCAGAUACGACCAGAUCACAGAGGGGGUGGGACUUCACACCAGGUGUGGAUGAUGCAGAGUCGGAGUGCGGGCUGGACAGUGGCGUUGACUUUGAUUGGAUCAUCACGAACGAGGCGGAUGCCCCCCCGCUGGACGAGCAGCUGAAGCCGGUCCUGAAGCUGGCACAGGAAGCAGCUUCAUCAGUGAUCAAUAUACUCUGAUGAAAGCAUCAAUGAGCUUUAUAGCCCAGCUCCAGAUGUGUCAUACACAGCUGGGAUGAAUGUCUGCUCAGUUUGAAUGAGAGGUCAUGGCUUGUGACAGGAAACAGUGGGAUGCAGACUAUUCUUCGCAUCAAGUGGAGGAAUUCGGGUCUCGGCCUUGUUCUUCAGCUGCACAAGGAACGGAAAGGGACAUGGUGCUGCCUAUGAUGAUUUGUGAGGUUAUUUAACUACAAUUUGUUUAUUAAUUGUAGUCAAACUACAAUAAAUCUAAAUGGAUUUUGCAGCAA